CCAAAUUUACAAAAUUAAUACUGAAAGAACCCUAAAAUCCAGAUAUCUCCUCGUUCUCCCAUUAAAAAAACCCAACCUUCUUCUUGAUAAAAGAAGAGAUAAACUCAAUCGUUUUCCCAUUAAAUUUAGAAAUGGAAGCUUUUGAUAUGGCAGUUUGUUUCGACGACAAGUUAUUGGACUUUGGCUCCGAUGUGGGAGAGAAAGAUGAAGAAGAUGAACACAGCUUCUCGAAGCUUAACCCUAACCCUUCUUGUCCGGAAUUUGCAGAGGAAGAACUAGAAUGGUUAUCAAACAAGGAUGCAUUUCCAGCAGUGGAGACAUCAUUCGUGGAUAUAUUAGGGAAGCACCAGAGCCCGGUGUCAGUACUCGAAAACAGUAACAGCAGCAUUUCAGGUAGCACCACCGGGAACGUUGUGAUGUUCCCGGUGAAGGCGAGGUCGAAGCGUAUGCAUAAAUGCCGGGACAUGAGGAACCAGAAGAACAGGUGGUGGUGUGUUAAGGAGAAGGUGAAGAGGGUGAAAGGGGGUCGGAAAUGCCUGCAUUGUGGGGCGGAAAAGACACCUCAAUGGAGAGCAGGGCCGCUUGGGCCUAAAACACUCUGCAAUGCUUGUGGAGUGAGGUAUAAGUCGGGGCGUUUGGUGCCGGAGUACCGUCCGGCAAGCAGCCCUACUUUCUCCUAUGAGUUGCACUCCAAUUCCCACAGGAAGGUUUUGGAAAUUAGGAGGCAGAAGCAGUUGGGAGUUUCUGUAAUCAAGCCUAUGGAUAAAAGGUAGUGUUCUUGUUACAUGAGCACUCUUGAUCAUAGAUUUAAAUUGUGAUUGCGAUCCCAUUUUCAGCUACAUUACAUUAAUCAUAAUUGCGAAUAUAACAUAUGUUAUUGUGAUCAUUACGGAUAUCACGA
Molecule: messenger RNA, 901 nt
Organism: Hibiscus syriacus
Lineage: Eukaryota; Viridiplantae; Streptophyta; Magnoliopsida; Malvales; Malvaceae
Product: GATA transcription factor 1-like
Exons: 2
Coding region: 132-773 (213 amino acids)
Biological process (GO): regulation of DNA-templated transcription
Molecular function (GO): zinc ion binding; sequence-specific DNA binding
Source: RefSeq, a predicted model, not a curated record